GGCCAUGGCGGAAGCAGGAAGCGGCGGCCCGGCCCCCGCGUCCCGCCUCCAUCGCGGGCGGGAGGAGCCCGGAGCCGGGCGGCGGAGCGGGGCAGCCGCCGGGCGGUGCCGGGGGAUUUUUCAUCGGAGGCCAUGGAGCUUUUGUCCAACGAGCUCAGCAUUUAUGACAAGCUCUCAGAGACGAUUGAUCUAGUGAGGCAGACUGGCCACCAGUGUGGGAUGUCAGAAAAAGCCAUUGAGAAAUUCAUCAGGCAGCUCUUGGAAAGGAAUGAACCCCAAAGGGGACCUCCGCGGUAUCCUGUCUUAGUGGCUCUCUACAAGGGCCUGCUCACCCUGGGACUGGUGCUGCUGACUGUUUACUUUGUGAUCCAGCCAUACAGCCCGCUGCCGCCUGAAGCUCCGCUCUCCAGAGCCCAUGCCUGGGGCUCCCUCAUCGGUCACAUCCGGCUGCUCUCUCUGCCUAUUGCCAAGAAGUACAUGCUUGAGAAAUGCCAGGACUGGUGGGCAGCAGGUUGCAGGCAGAACACUUCUACGCUUCCUGCAAACUGCACAGUCUGUUCUGCUGUGAAAAGCCUUCAGAUAGUGACAGACUUUGGAGAACUAUCAGAAAAGCUCCAGAGGCCUCAGCCUUUUCUAAUCAAGACAGGGCAGCAUCUCUCCUAUGAAGAAAUCAAACAUUUUCAGUCUCAGGAUCCAAAACUGGCAGAGGUUAUAAUAGAAGAAAACUCAGCUGAAUUGUGGAGCUGCCCAUUUUUCCUUCCCUGGAACAAAUCUGUGAAUAAAACUCGGAUUCUUCAGGAAUUUUUCCCUGCUUCCUCUUUGCUGUCCUUCCCCAAGGCAGUGUCCCUGGAGAGCUGCUUCCUCAUCCGCCAUCCAGAUCUGGGGAAUAAGAGCUACAGUCUGCACAGCCUCUUUGCUGUUGGAAGUGGACAGCUCACCCUGACUGUUGUACCUCUGGACAAGUGCAGAGAACACUGUGAGAUGUUCAAGGUGGAGCUGGAAGCUGGAGAUUUGGGUUAUGCCAGCGCAGAUUACUGGAUGAUGAGCUUCAUGGCCAAAGGGACAGAGCCAGCAGUGAUUUGUGAUGGAGCUGCUAGCUAAGGACAUGGGUGGGAGAACAGAGCUGUAUCCAGGACAAGAAGACUUUCAGCUUUGAAGCCAAGGCAAUGUCAUGCAAGAGAAUCGAGCUGGGGCAGGCAGCUUUGCCACCCUGCAUGUUUACAAUGUUUAAAAAGGACUGUUUCCCUGACCCUUGAGGUAAUUCUUUGCCUUUCCCCAAAUGUAUUUUGGGAGAAGCUCAAGCUAUUUAUGAUCUUCCCUGUCCUGUCAGGUAAGCCCUGGGUUUGCAGCAAAGGGAUUUCUCAGGAUGAGAUUCACUUUGUGUCCUUUUUGGACUAUGGCACUUCUGAAACUUCCUGGGGGGUUUGGGAGUGGAGGGGGUGUGUAACACUUGUGUGUACAUUCCUCCUGAGGAGGAAGCUUUGAGCCUGUCUUGUCAGGCCAGCUCUAUAAAGGGAAUGAAUUGAUGUGUUCCAACUUCACCCUAUCUCCAUCACAUUCGCAGCUGUGUGCCUCAGUGGUGUGCCCCAUAAAGCCCAUCUCUGCUCCAUGCUCCAGGGUUGAGAUGACCCUUGCAGCCUAAGGGCAGAGACCCUCAGCAUCAUUCUUGUACCAAAAUAAUCUGUUCAGGCCUCUUCUUUGUGUCUUGUGACCCCUCUCCUGCGGCUCUCUGUCAGCAGGUUAUGAGUAAGUCAAAUCGUAACUGUGCUUUUUCUUUCCCCACCUCCUUUCCUACAAACAUACCAAGGCAAGUUUUGUGCUGGUGGUGCUGAGGGCCUCGUAAUUCUGGAUGGAGACGGGACUGGGGGCAGAGCAGCUCUGUGCAAGUUCCAUCUCCUGAUUCUGCACUUCAGACACAAGGGCUGCUCCACUGUUUCCUCCUUGCUUUGGGAGGUGCUGCCUGUGUCCCCCGCCCAGAGUACCUACAGGAGCACCUGAAAACUUCCUUGUCCCUGGUGUUUUUUUGCGUUGCCUCCAUCCAGACCUGGAACUCUGUUGUCAGAGUGAACGUUGGUUUUUCCUGAGUCCUUUCCAAGCUGCCUUCACUUGCUUCCUGUUGCUCGAGCACUGCUCAGCAAUGCCCUGAGAGAGGCUCAGUUUCAGUGUUUGCAGGCUGUGGAUGCUGAGGGCUCUUCCAAGUCUGAUCCUUUGGGUCUGAUCCUGUUGUGGAAGAUCAUUUACAGAUGUGUCAGGGCUGAACUGCCAGGCCAGGGCUGGGGUUCAGGAUAUAUUCUCACACUUGUUAAUAUGGAAUUGGGAGGGGGUUUGUUUGAAAGCGAGUUAACUCUGUUCUCAGGAGCAAGAACCUUUUCCUCUGUAAAUACUUUAGGUACAUGUGAAAUGACAGGUUGGAAAACUGUGUGCCCAGCCUUUGUUUUUGAGCGAGACCAGGAGAAUGGGAGCAAACAUUGCACUGGUCCGAGUAAACUCUGACAAAAGCUGCCAAGUGGGAUGACCACGUCUGGCUCCUGUACGAGGAUAAGGCAGAGGACAGUUCCUGCUCCAAAGAAUUUAGUCUGAGGCCUUGACACUACAAACAUUUCUAUGCAUAACCCUUAGUUUUCUCCUGUAAACAAAUGAGAGCAGCCCCAGGACCUGUGUCAGUCUGGAUGCAUGGCCCUCAACACUGCACCAACACACAGCAGGUCUGGUAGAACCGAAGGGGGAGAGUGUGACUGAGUCAGGACAGGAAAGGACUGAUCUAAUUUGUGACAAAAUAUUAAAGGGAAUUGGAUUAAUAAGA
Molecule: messenger RNA, 2803 nt
Organism: Pezoporus flaviventris
Lineage: Eukaryota; Metazoa; Chordata; Aves; Psittaciformes; Psittacidae
Gene: CUNH6orf89
Product: chromosome unknown C6orf89 homolog
Exons: 8
Coding region: 133-1101 (322 amino acids)
Cellular component (GO): Golgi membrane; nucleolus
Source: RefSeq, a predicted model, not a curated record